Messenger RNA from Protopterus annectens (West African lungfish), 3738 nucleotides. RefSeq names its product frizzled class receptor 10 (gene FZD10). Gene Ontology annotation, biological process: non-canonical Wnt signaling pathway; canonical Wnt signaling pathway. Gene Ontology annotation, molecular function: Wnt-protein binding; Wnt receptor activity. The record is from RefSeq and is a predicted model, not a curated record. Gene Ontology annotation, cellular component: plasma membrane. NCBI's taxonomy places the organism in Eukaryota, Metazoa, Chordata, Ceratodontiformes, Protopteridae. Bases 785 to 2626 code for a protein of 613 amino acids. The transcript has a single exon.
CCAGCAGCCCGCCUAUAGACAACCUCAUCGUUAGGACAGGAGACACUUUUACAGUCCCUCCUCCAACGGGUCGGUAUGUAAACAGUCAGAUCUUGUGCAAAACACAGCGAAGUAUCCCAGAGCUGCUCCCAUACUACCGGCGGCGCUUUACAGGACAGCCGCAGCCUUAGAAUUGUUCUUAUUGCUUCACUUAUGAGGAGAGAAAAGAGGUUGCAAACACUCCAGUGUGUUUUCUUCAUUUUUUUGUUUUUUGGGGGGGGGCUAAAGGCUAAAUCAACUUCAAAUCAGCUUUGAAACUGUCCCGGAGAGGUGUUGGUCAGUAUCGAACAUUCGUCAGGAUAUCAGACGACCAGAGCGAGACCCUGAGCUCAGUGAGUUCAGCGACCACCAUUCCCGAUGAACUCUGACGGCUACGACUGGAUCGUUUAAGGGAAAAAUAAAAUGCAGCAAAAGUAAUCCUGACAGAGUGACCUUGCCUAGUUUCAAAAAUGCGAGGCAGUUGCCAUCGAAUGCGUGGAUUUUGUGUUCUUUGAAAAAAUAUUAUAUCCUUGCAGGACACUGUCAACUUUGGGAAAACCUGGUGAAAAAGGUAAAGGCACAUCUGCGAAAGACAACGAGGGUAUAACUGAAUAAUGACAGAGGAAUCAGACUGGGACUUGAUAGCGGCAGCUGACACUACAGCUCUUCCCUACGGAAUAUCUUAAGAUGUUUGUGGUUUGAACUCCCGGUGAGACAGAACAUUCAGUGAUAAAAGUUAAAGCGGCCAAAGUUGGGGGUGUUCUACAUGUUUCACCUUUACCUAACAACGCGCUGGACAGACUUGUGUGACAGAUCUACGGAUGACAGCACGCAGCAAAACUGUCCACCUCUGGCAAGUAUGGGUUUAAUACAAGCAAGGACAAGUGCCUUCCUGAUUUUGUAUGCAAUCUGUUUCUGCACGGCACUGAGCUCCGUGGAUCCUGAGCGCCCAGGUGAUGGCAAGUGUCAGCCCAUCGAGAUUCCUAUGUGUAGGGACAUUGGUUACAACAUGACAAGGAUGCCCAACUUGAUGGGACACGAAGAUCAAAGGGAAGCCGCCAUCAAGCUGCACGAGUUCGCCCCACUAGUGGAAUACGGUUGCCACAGCCACCUGAAGUUCUUUUUGUGCUCACUGUAUGCUCCUAUGUGCACGGAACAAGUUUCCACUCCUAUCCCAGCUUGUCGUGUCAUGUGUGAGCAAGCCAGGCUGAAGUGUUCUCCCAUUAUGGAACAGUUCAGUUUUAGGUGGCCGGAGUCCUUGGACUGCAGCAAGUUGCCCAAUAAAAACGAUCCUAAUUAUCUUUGCAUGGAGGCACCCAACAAUGGAUCAGAUGAGCCUCCUAAGGGUUCAAGCAUAUUGCCACCCAUAUUCAGGCCGCAGAGACCAAGUACUGGACACGAGCUUCCACAAAAGGAUCACCCCAACAAAGGGACUUGUGAAAAUGCAUGGAAAUUUCACCAUGUAGAAAAGAGUGGUUCGUGCGCUCCUCUCUGCGCACCAGGAGUCGAUGUGUAUUGGAGCAAGGAGGACAAGAGGUUUGCCACAAUUUGGGUUGCUAUCUGGUCCAUUUUGUGCUUCUUUUCCAGUGUUUUUACAGUGUUUACCUUUCUUAUUGAUCCGCAACGCUUCCGAUAUCCUGAAAGGCCAAUCAUCUUUCUUUCCAUGUGCUACUGCGUUUACUCCGUUGGUUAUAUUAUCCGACUCUUUGCCGGGGCAGAGAGCGUAGCCUGCGAUAAAGACAGUGGGCAGCUUUAUGUUAUUCAGGAGGGGCUAGAAAGCACAGGAUGUACCAUAGUCUUCCUUAUCCUGUACUACUUUGGAAUGGCAAGCUCGUUAUGGUGGGUGAUUUUAACAUUAACAUGGUUUUUAGCGGCUGGGAAAAAAUGGGGCCACGAAGCUAUUGAAGCCAAUAGCAGUUAUUUCCAUUUAGCAGCAUGGGCCAUUCCAGCUGUCAAGACAAUUAUCAUCUUGGUCAUGAGAAGAGUUGCUGGAGAUGAACUGACAGGGGUAUGUUAUGUGGGCAGUAUGGAUGUCAAAGCUUUGACUGGUUUUGUGCUUAUUCCUUUGUCAUGCUACCUUAUCAUAGGCACAUCUUUCAUUCUCUCUGGCUUUGUUGCACUUUUUCAUAUUCGUAAGGUCAUGAAAACUGGUGGGGAGAACACAGACAAACUUGAGAAACUUAUGGUUCGUAUUGGUGUUUUUUCAGUGUUGUACACUGUGCCUGCUACUUGUGUUAUAGCUUGUUACUUCUACGAAAGACUUAACAUGGACUACUGGAAACUUUUAGCCACUCAGGAAAAGUGCAAAACAAACAGUGAGACCAAAACACGGGACUGUACCAUGCACAAUUCAAUCCCAGCAGUAGAGAUUUUCAUGGUUAAGAUCUUCAUGCUCCUGGUGGUGGGUAUUACUAGUGGCAUGUGGAUCUGGACAUCCAAAACUUUGCAGUCUUGGCAAAAUGUCUUUAGUAGAAGGUUAAAGAAAAGAUGCAGACGAAAACCAGCCAGUGUUAUUACCACCACAGGUGUGUACAAGAAGUCACUUCCACCACAGAAAGUCUCCAAUGGGAAGUAUGAAAGUGCACUUCAGGCACCAACAUGUGUAUGAUAUGAAUAUGUGACUUGUUUUGCACUGUAUCCUUUUUACCAAGUUUUAUAACUAAAAUAAAACAGUGACUUUUAAACCGAGCAACAAGAUCUGCAUCUUCAGUUCAUUAGAAAGUAAUAAUGUUAUCACAAGCACAUGGGACAUUUUGCUGUGUCAGAGUCAUUGUGAAACUCUUAAACCGUCAUUUCUGGAAACUAGUGAACUAAGAUGUGUUUCAUUCUGUGAACAGUAUGAGGGAGAAUGCAAGUGUUUCCUGUUAGGAAACUAUGCUAUCUUGGAACUAUUAGGUUUAAUUUAAACAUUUUUUUAAAUCAAAUGCAGCCCCCCAUACAUAUAUAUAUAUAUAUAUAUAUAUAUAUAUAUAUAUAUAUAUAUAUAUAUAUAUAUAUAUCUGGUUAAGCCUGACAAGGAGACCAUGGUCAAAUUUUGCACAAUUCUUUAAAGUGCCCCUUAUAUUUGUAAAUACUCCCUAACACACACACACCCACGUACAAACACCACCUAAACUAGUUCAUUGUUUAACAGAAGUAAUUUAUGAACAGCAGUUGUUAGACAAUAACGUUUUAUGUUUUAUAGCAAUAUCUGGAAAGUUGAAUUGCUGUAAGUAUGUAACACAUAGCAGCUAGUCUGUGAAAUCCCUCAGUGAAAUGUAAACAAGCAAACUGUUUAAUAUGCAGUAUUCUUCGUUUUCCAGCUUAAGCAGAGAAAGCACUAUUACUCUUACUAACUCUUAACCACAGAUAAAGACAACAAAAGAGGUCUCCUGGCAAGAGAAGCAAGAUAUCUUGCUGGCAGUACUCCUCUGGGGUUGCAUGUUUGCAUUUUAAUGGAAAUCAAGUCAGUAUUAAACAUGUUUGAACUGAUCUGAGAGGAAAAAAGAGAAGGAUCAAUUUAAAGGAACUCAAAGGGCUUAAUGACUCUUCCUAUUAUUAAGCAAAUUUUCUUCAGUAACUGAUCAAGGAGCAAGCACUAGCACUGCAAAGCGAAACUUUGCAGCAGGUUCUUUUACAUGUGUAUUUAGUUACGAUAAGCUGACUGUAAAUAUUUGUAAAAUAUUUUUUCAAGGCCUGCUAUUUUAUAAAGAAAUAAAAUAUAGUAGUUUAACAAAAGAA